CCUCUCUGCCGUACGCCUGAACCCCUAAAACUCUACCGCGGGUCUGUUCGCGGGAAGUAGCGAUGGGGUCGGAUAGAAGCAAGAAAGAUGCAUCUUCUUCUUCUGCGGAGAGGAACCCGAAUCGAAAUAGAAGAAGGGCAAGAUCCGACGAUUCGGAGCCCUCGCAGCCCGAAAGCGAUCACUCGUCGCCGUCGCGGAGCUCCGGCAAGCGCCGAGAGAGGAGCGGCAGCAGCAGGAGCAGUCGCCGUAGCCGCCGCAGGAGCUCUAGUCGUCGUGAUGACUCAGAUGGCAGCGGCGGCAGGGGAAGCGAGGGCAAGCGCAGCUCGAGGGUUAUUACAGGGGAAGAAAUCGAGGCGUACAAAGCGAAGAGGGCUCAGAAAAAGGCGAUGCGUGUUGCGAAGAAGUUGAAGUCACAAUCAGUCGCUGGUUAUUCCAAUGCUUCAAAUCCUUUCGGUGAUUCAAACCUCAACGAGAAGUGAGUUUU
This is a messenger RNA of Syzygium oleosum, 484 nucleotides long. Its product is annotated as splicing factor Cactin-like. The coding region runs from base 63 to 479 and encodes 138 amino acids. Lineage: Eukaryota; Viridiplantae; Streptophyta; Magnoliopsida; Myrtales; Myrtaceae. The record is from RefSeq and is a predicted model, not a curated record. The transcript is spliced from 2 exons.